ACUCUGCCUGCUGUCUCUUUCAGUGGUAUCAGCUGAAGUGGAGAUGACGGCUUAUGCACUGCUGACCUACACAGUCCUGGGGGACGUGGCCUCGGCUUUGCCCGUGGUCAAGUGGCUCUCUCAGCAGAGAAACGCCCUCGGGGGCUUCUCUUCCACGCAGGACACAUGCGUAGCCCUCCAGGCCCUGGCCGAAUACGCCAUCCUCUCCUACAUUGGGGGCGUCAACCUCACCAUUUCACUGGCUUCCACCAACCUGGACUAUCAGGAGACCUUUGAGCUGAACAAAACCAACAAGAAGAUCCUCCAGACCACUGUGUGGCAAAGAAUAGCCUCAGUGGGGAAGGUGUCCAGUGGUGCAAGACCAUCCCUGGAGGCCAAUUUGCCCCCCUUUGCGAAGGAUCCAAAAUAA
Sceloporus undulatus (fence lizard) is the source of this 409-nucleotide messenger RNA. Its product is annotated as C3 and PZP-like alpha-2-macroglobulin domain-containing protein 8. The record is from RefSeq and is a predicted model, not a curated record. The coding region runs from base 44 to 409 and encodes 121 amino acids. Lineage: Eukaryota; Metazoa; Chordata; Lepidosauria; Squamata; Phrynosomatidae. The transcript has 3 exons.